UAUAUUCACAUUAAUUGAACGAGAUACAAUAUUCAUUCAAAUGAAUUUUAAUUUUCUUCGCGAGUUUUAUCUUUAAUUUCCAUUAAUGGCGGUCCCAUUUCAUUAGAAACUGCAAUUUCGUUUCUCACCUCGUCAAUCAUUUUCGAAUUAAGGAUAUAAACUUACGAGACGACACAUUGGAUGAAACAUCCAUCAAGGAUAAAAUACAACCAAGAGGCAUUUGCCAUCAACAUUGUACAAUUUAAUCUAAUAAUACCCGACACUAACAACUACUCGAAAAUGUAGUGGAAAAUUGAUGAAAACAAAUUCAGCUCACGAACAAAGUCCCUUGAGGUCACUCGAAUGUCAUUCUACUUCAUAAUUAAUUUCGUAAAAACUUGCUAUAAAAACAGAAAGAAACGAAAGCCUAACGCAUCCCAAACGAUGUCAUUGAUCAAUUUCGAUCAAUCCUUUAGAAUGAUGAAAAAUAAUAUAACGAUGAUCAAGCACUGCUAAAAAAAGAAGAAAGAAAAAAAAUAUCGUUCGUACGUCAGCUGAAUAAUAACCUUAAUAAUUAAAAUUUAUACAAACGAAAAUUUCACUGGGGGGGCGAAAAAGGGGGAGCAAGUAUUCUCCUUCUAUAAUUUGUUUGCCUAUUAUAAAAAGGGGUUGCCUCGGAGAAACACACCGCACUACAGAGAGAGUAUGCAGACGCGUAUAAAUACGAACGUGGGCGGCCAUUCGAGAGGAUACGCGCGCCAUAGUUGUUUCCACCGUCUAUUUUCGACGAGAACAGGAAGAGCCGUCUCUUUUCCACGGUUAUCGUGCGCCACGCGCAUGCCCCUUUCGAACGUCGGUGUUCGAAGCCUGGCCGUGUGUCGUUGUAUUCGUUGUAAAUACCGAAUGCCGAAUGCUCGCUACCGAAAAUAAUCACGCGAGGACGUUGCUGCGAUUUCGGACCGCUUCUUCUUCCGCGGCCCUCCCGACACAGCCAAAAAAUGCAUUCCCAACGUGAACCUUCGAGAUAUUCGCGCUAGAGAGUUAAUUCCAUCGCCCUCCCGUUAUUAUAUAUCAUUCCCCACGGGAAACAAUACAAAACUGAUUCCGUUCGAUGUAAAAUAUCGAUCGCGGUGCGCGCGUGUUUAGAUCGACAAAAAAUGAAGGAUCCGUCGAGCGAUCUUUCCAUGCGAAAAUAUACGUGAAAAAGAGAGUGGAAAAAUGUAGAAAAAAUGAUUCACUUGGAUCCUUCGAUUUAGUGAGUUCAAGUUCGGUUCUUAACGUGUCGUAAAGAGAUGUAGAUGUAAUAGUAUUUCGGAAUUGUGUAAUUUGUUGCACGAAAGUUAUUAUGGUGAUAUCUUUACGAUGAUGAUUUAGUGAUGUGUUAAAUAUUUAAAAAUAAAAUAUAACGGGGAGAGAGGUGUAUUUAAUAUCGUUCUUUUCAGAUUCUAUACAUUUCCACGAGGAUUGUGCGUUUGAUUUAAAAAUAAAUACGAAAUAGAUUCGAACAAGCCUCGUUACACAGUAUUACAUCUCUCAGCGUUUCCUCCCAAUUCUCUACGAAAAUAUCCCUAUUUACGAACAUUCUCAGCGAAUAAAUUCACUUUACGAAGGUAAAAUCGUAAAGAUAUAAUUCUCAUCCUCGGAGAAAAGAGAAACACUGUGUGUUGGGAAACACUGAAAAAUCACAUGUUUACACGCGAAUGUAUUAAAUUUUGGCGCGGAGGGUGGCUAAACCGGUAUCUAAAUCCGCGAAAGGGAAAGAAGAAUGUACUCUAAAAUUAAACUCCCCCCGAUAUAUUUAGAGCAUCGAUAACACAAUCGAGUGAGAAAAAAAAGAAAAUCACUUCGAGAGAAAAAUAAAACCAGAUGGCUGAGAAUGAGAAAUUCGGCGAUCAAGCGUUUGGGCAUGAGAGGAACGGGACUCGUGGAUCGUGCCGCAGCAACAGCGAACAAAGAUCGCAACCGAGGCCCAGCGCUAGGCCACGCAAAGUGGACGAGGGCGAGUUGCCCGCGCCACCGCCGGAUCCGUGGUCCAAUCUGUGGCCCAGCCUGCACAAUUCUCGCGACCAGCAGGUGGAUGCGGGGAGGAACAGUCGGAGCCUGGACGAGGACGAGGACAUGAUCGCCUACCUGACCGACGAUCUCGGCUCCCUGCCGCCGUUCGAGGGGCGGAGGACCCCGUCCGGUUGCCCGUCGAGAAAUUCUGCCGCGUCCGCGAUGGCUAUUUCAAGCGUUUACGCGGAAGACGCUUUCGAGCAUUUGGACCGGCUGUACGCGUUCGUGGACCAGAUUCUCGAGCUCAGGGAUCGAAACGCCAAGUUUUUCAAACGCGUGAGGAAUCUGGAACGGUUGAAGGUGUUGAGGGACGCGAACCAAAAAUUGGAAUACGCUUUCGCGCGCGGGAACGGGGCUGCGACGGCGGGGGGCGCGGGACAGGAGGAGGACACCGGCUUCGCCGAGUCGUUGCUCGACGCUAUGCUGUCCAAUUGCAGGGAUUCCCCGUUCCAGAGGAGGGGGGCGAGGUCUGGGCCGAGGCAGGCGGCGAGGAACAACAAAUUGGAUAUCGACGCGAAGCAGACGUCGGUGGACGAAAUUUCUGGAACCGCGCCCAAGGUCUCCAAAUGGACGAGAGUUAAGGCCGCGUUCAAGUGGGAAAGGGCUUACACGAACGACACCGAGAACACGGACUCGGCCACGGCCCCCCCCUCCUCCUCGCUGCCCCCGGCCAAUAGGCAGAGCCACAGGAGUCACGAUGUUGACGCUAGGGAAUCGAGCAACACCGCAACUUCGUCGCCUGUUAACGAGAAUUGCAACGUGGGAACGCCCGUCCCCCGAACCUCCUCGCCCUCCUCGUCCAACGAUGGAUUUUACGAUUGUCAGAAAGCUGGAACGAAUCAAAUGGAUUGCCAAUCUUUGAAGAGAAAAUCUAAUAAAAAAGCGGACUUUGGAAAUUGGCAUAGCGAAUCCCUCGAUGAUAAUAUUCUUAUGGAUACUUUGCAACCCCACGAGACAGGAGUAACAAACGAGGCAAGCCAGCAAGGGAAGCCUUUAAUACGAAUCACAUCGGACAAGGGUGACGCGGGAAAAAUGGACGAGAAGGAUGUGGAAUCGAUCUCGAAGAGAUCAACCCCGACAUUAACGAUUGCGAUACCUUCGCACGAGGAGGACAUAAGAUACGCGUCGUCUCCGGAAUCGAGCUCGCCGCUCUUUUUCAACGCGAACGCCUCUGCCGGAAAUUCUCCACAACACAGGAAGACGUAUCGAGACCAAUCUGCGAAGAACGAUUUUAAACGACAGCAAUCGUACGGUGGAGAAACAUUGAUGUCGAAGAUGCAGAGGCAAGACUCGAAAUGGAACAAGGUGAGGCGAGCAUUUCUAACGAAUUCAACCCCAAACGUGCCAUCGAACCUCAACGUGCCCAGACAGACGCUCUUUCAAGAUGGUUUCGAAACUUCGAUAAGCAGCAAUUACGACAGCGUGGAAAAUAUGGAGAAAACGACACCUUCCAAUACACCGUCGCAGGACGCGAGACAAGAUUACCGCGCCCUCAGAGAGAAACUGGGAACCGAGUUCCAUCAAAAGUUGAUCGAGUGGGAGCGUUUAAAAAAUUUUCCACCCCGAGUUUCCAUUUCCACGGGGAAAGAGACCUCCUCGAAUUUACCGAGCCCUCGAGAAAGCUUGCUUUCGGAAGAAAGAUUGGCACCCGAGUUCAGGAAGAAAUUGCAAGACUGGAAACGCGCCAAAAAAAUACGAAGAGGAAGUGCCCCGUUUGUGCUGCAACAGAGGCUGAAUCGACGUCGUUUAACGGAUUGGCAACUUUGGAGAUCUCCUUUGAAAACCGAAUUCAGGAAUAAAGAAAUAUUUAGUUUCGCUGUUGGUGAGAGCGGAGAGAUCGUGAACGAUGGGAGGACGCAAGUUUGUGAGGAUUACCCGAAAAAAAUGGAAUCUUGGAAGAGAACGAACGAGAGUAAUUGCGAUGCGAAAACACGAGCCAAGUCGCAUCAACUUGGGAUUGCGUCUGGAAUCGACGAAAGCGAGUUUCUCGCUUUGGAAAGAUUAUUGUCGCUUUUUAACAAUAAUACGAGUAAAGAACGACGAGACAGUGAUGUUCAACAAUUGGACGAGUGCUUCGAUGGAGAUUCAAGAUCGUAUGCCGAUGGGACACAAAAUUUAAAUGACACGAACGAAGUUUUCGUUCGGACAUCUGUCGGAUCUUACCGGUUCGAAGGUAUUUCGCGAGAAUUCACGAGAAAACUGUACGACUGGGAACAAUAUCGUGGAAUAUCACCGACAUCUUCGACUUUCCGCCUUUUAGGACCUUCUUACGUGCCAUUCUUAAGGCAGACAACUAUGGAAACAUCGACGGAUAAUUCACCGAUAACAAAAGUUGGAAGCGACGAACCGAUAUCGUUCAAAGUCUGCUCUCUGAAGAGGUCGAAAUCUGUUGGCAAUGUGAUCGAGCAAAACGAUCGAAAUGAACUUUUCAUGCGUCGUUCGAACAGUCUGCAAUCAUUGGAUCAUCUCACGAACAGGUUAAAAAGCGCUGAUCGCAUAGAUGCUUUACAAGAAUCAAUCGAUCCUCAGAGACCGGAAGAGGACAUAGUCGAAGACAUAAUGGACGAUUCGGAGCCGGAAGCGAUGAUCGUCGACAUCGAAGACGUGAUAGAAGAAACUGCGAGCCCCCUGGAAAGGGUGCAACCACACCAAACACCCGUGUACUCGGUUGCAGCGAGCGAGACGACGAGCAUCGCGGUACCGUUGGGAACUGUCACAUCCAGUCACGAACCAUCGCCGGUAUUCUUGAUAGAAAUAGAGGAGAAUUCGGAUUCGAAACGGUGGGAGUCGAAAAAGUGGAAUCGAAGGAAAAGCGUCUCGAGCGAGGACAGUUUGAGCCUGGAACAAUCCGAAAUGGCGAAGUCUUGGGACAACGAGAGGAAUUCUUCGAGUAACGUGGAUUCGGAGCAUUGGUCCUCUGCAAGCUCGUGGAGCAAGAGGGAAACGUUCGAUGCGAAGGAGAACGUUGAUAAUUCGGAUCGAGAGUUGGAUAAGGAUUCAGUGAAAUCGAACAGCUCGAUUUACUCGACCGAUGUCGAUACAGAAUUUAACGUUGUAAACGAAGGGAAGGAGCAGAAUCAGGUUAAUUUCGAGAGAGAAGAUGUUUCUGUAACAUUACCUGAAAAGAAAGAUGCACUUGAAAGAAAUCUGAAGGAGUCUGAUGCACAAUCAAAAGUAGCGACCUGUCGAUACAAUCAGGAGUUAUCGAUUGAGAAGGAACAGGAAUACGAUUACCAACAGAUAGAAAAGGAUGAGAACAUCAAUGAUGAAAAAAAUCUUGUCGAAAGUUCGAAAUCCAACGAGUAUGAAGAAAUAAUCGUGACCAGUUCUUUUACGAAUUUGCAAUCAAUGGAAAAUUAUAACGAUGAAACGGCUAAGAAUUUAUUAAAAACAUCGAUUAAUUGUAAAUUAGAGCAAAGCAAAUUUGCAACGCGUAACGUAGAUCGUUUCUAUACUGAUCAAGAUCAAAAAAAUUCCAAGAAAGCUGAAGAAACUUAUACCGUAAUCAGGGAUGAAUUACUCGACACCGCUCAUCGAGGCUUAUCCAAAAUAGACACGAAUCGUUAUGACUCAAGCAAACCGUGCACCAAUUAUCCAAUCUACGAAAAGGAAAACGAUCGUUUCAAAGAAACAACGAGAAGUUCACAAUCCGUCGAGAGAAAGAAAUGGCAAGAAUAUCGUAACAACACGGAAACUGCUUCGUCUUCCUUAUUAUCGAAUCCCUCCUCGUUCGAACGUCAUCGUGAGCCAACUAUUCAAACAACCGCUUACACGGUGGCGCCAUCUCGCGACCAACGCUGCUUCGAGAGAAUCGUCAUCAACGAAGAAACACUGAACAAAAUAGUCGUACCGACGGCAACGGGCUGCGUGGAGAAAGCAAACAUCUCGAGGUUGCCGAUAGAGCGAGCACCAAUCGAGGAUUCGACGGACGAAUAUCGAUCGAGCAACGAUCGUGACGUUCCAGUCAGUCGAGAAACGAGUGCUAAAAAGCAAAUCUCCAAUUCACCGACUCGAAACGUUUUCAUCAGGACGAAGCGUAUAAUAUUCUCUCCGUUCCGACGUUCGGAAGAGCACUCGUCUGGUAAAAAGGAGAACAACGGUAGCGAGGAUGAUCGCGUGUUUCCUACGAAGAGCAAAAGCAAAUCGAGGUCGGGAUCGCCUAAAGUGAACCGACAAGACGCCCUCUUGAGGAUGUCUCUUUCGUUACCGUGGCCCCUUCGCCCAUCCUCGAAGGAUCGCGAGACGAAGGAAUCGAAAAUCGAAGAGGAACGAGCUCCCGUCAAACAGAAACAAAACUUCAAACGGUGCAAGUCUGUGGAAAGCUCUAGGAAAUCGUCCGUCGGCGAAAACACGUUCCAAACGAGGCGAGAUAGAGACUCGUCGUCGAUCGAAUUUAAACGUUCUACGAACGAGAAUAACGUCGAGAGAGGGAGUGUCUCGGUACAAACGAACGUUGCAAAUGAACGAGAAAAUCGAGCUUCCUUUAGAGUCAGCUUGCCCAGCUUAAAAACCGAAGAGAAAAGGAAAGAAAAUUCUUCUUCCUCCCCCUCCUCCUCCUCCUCCUCCUCUUCCUCCUCCUCUUCCUCCUCGUCUUCCUCGAGAUUCGACCCACAAUCCUCGGAUCUUAUACACAAAUUGACGAUUCUGUCGAACGCAGUGGCCAAACGAGACGGCAGAACCAACGCAAUCUCCGAACAAUCGUCCGUGGUCGAAUCGCACUCGUUGAGAGUGAGACGAGCGAAAGAGGAUUUCUUGUCUCGUCGAGGUGGCCCGCUUUGCCAUUCGGCGUUGGAGCCUCCGUCCGUGAAACGCGACGAUUCUCCAAGAACGUUCGUCCAUUUCUACGAGCAGAUCUCGGAAAAUCAAGAAAGAGUGGGGAGCGGGAAGCAGACGUCGAGUGUAAAUUGUGCCUCGAAUUCGUUGUUAGACGCGUCGAAUGAGAAAGAAGGACAGCAACAGGAGUUGGCAGCGAAAGAGAAGAGGAUGGAACAUUUUCUGAACGAUUACAACGAGUUGUCGAACGGGUCUCGACCCGAUCGUGUUAAAUCUGCCAGCGCCGGUAUGAUAAACGUGGAUCCGGACACGUUCGUGCGUUUGACCGAAACCAGCCGUGGAUGCGAGUCCCUUCCAAGAUCGAUCUCGAAGCAGCCUCAGCCGUUGGGAUCGCUCGCGAAGAUCGUCAAUAAAUUAAAGUUCGCGAGAUUGAUACGUGGCAAAGAUGCUCAGGAGGAGAAUAUGAGCACGAUCUCGAAAUUGUGCAGGCAGAGUUUGUUGAUCGACGUUAGAAACGACUUUGACAAGUGUUGGGAGUCGGACGAUCGUGAGAAGGUUCCUAGAGCGGGUAGCGUUGAGAAAAAUAAGAGAAACGAAUGAUUGUGAUUUUUGAAUUGCAGUGAGACUUCCAGUAUUCGAGUUAGUAAUUAUAUGUGUAUAUUUUAAUCAUCAUAUUUUUUUUUGUCGUUGUAAAUCGAUGUGUUGAUUUUAUAUCGUAAAUAACGAUAAGACAUACUUGCAAUUUUUACGCCUCCAUCGUUUUUCCUAUCGAGAGGAUUGUAAAAUAAUUUUUGGAGAAUUGAAUCGUGAAAUUAUUUGCGUGAGAAAUUUUAUAAUUUUUCCGAUAUUGAAAAAUAAAAUAUUUUAUUAUUAUCUUAUGUCUCGAAAAAAUCGAAAAUUAUCCUAUAGUAUUCUUCGUUGUUAUAUAUACAAAAUAAUUAGAAAUAUAUAGAAAAUAGGAGAUAAAUGUUUGAAUAAUGGAGGUUCUACUGUAUCGAGUAUAAGUAGUAAUUGUUGUUAGAAAAAAAAGAUUUUAAUAAUUUUUUUUAACAAUUAAUUAGACCAACGAACAUGAGAAAGAAAAAAUAAUUCUUAAAGAUAUUUGUGCGUACAUA
Apis mellifera (honey bee) is the source of this 7922-nucleotide messenger RNA. RefSeq lists its product as uncharacterized. Bases 1846 to 7407 code for a protein of 1853 amino acids. NCBI's taxonomy places the organism in Eukaryota, Metazoa, Arthropoda, Insecta, Hymenoptera, Apidae. The transcript has 12 exons. The record is from RefSeq and is a predicted model, not a curated record.